AUGAAUCCCAGCUACAUGGAUGACACCCUUAUCAUCAUCAAAAUGGGUGAACUGCUGCGGUCUAAUGGACUUGAUGAAAAUUUUGUUCGAACAUUGAAAUCUGCCAUCAAUUCUAUUUCCCCCGUUUCUUUCCAUGAUCUUGAUCGAGGUAUUGAUAAUUUCUUGAUGCAGUACAGGAAUGGUGCUCAUUCAAUUACUGGUAAGAGUCCAGCAGAGCUAUUCAAAUCGAGAUCCUUACGCACGAACCUGGAAUGCAUUGGGACUGUCGACGUAACAUUUUUCAAAGGUAACGAUCUACGUCCAACUAGUGGUGUUGUUAGUGGGAGUAACGGGAAUCGUAUGGUCACGGUUCUUGGCCUCGAACAUCUCUCAAGUCACAGACGGCAUGUUGAUCAGGUCGAAUUCAAUGCUAGAGGCCUCUCGCCCAACAAAGGCAGAGAUGCCCUGGAGGAUGCAAACCUCACAAGCAAGCCCAAAGUACACAGAGUUAUCAAUGCUUAUCUUCGUAAGAGACGACACAGGUGCAGCCAUGAACUCCUCGCCAAAGCCAUAGCCUCUGACCACGGCUAA
Opisthorchis viverrini is the source of this 570-nucleotide messenger RNA. RefSeq lists its product as hypothetical. Bases 1 to 570 code for a protein of 189 amino acids. Gene Ontology annotation, molecular function: nucleic acid binding. Lineage: Eukaryota; Metazoa; Platyhelminthes; Trematoda; Opisthorchiida; Opisthorchiidae. The record is from RefSeq and is a predicted model, not a curated record. The transcript is spliced from 3 exons.